This is a messenger RNA of Cynara cardunculus var. scolymus (artichoke), 1643 nucleotides long. Its product is annotated as serine/threonine-protein kinase RIPK. Gene Ontology annotation, molecular function: protein kinase activity; ATP binding. Gene Ontology annotation, biological process: protein phosphorylation. NCBI's taxonomy places the organism in Eukaryota, Viridiplantae, Streptophyta, Magnoliopsida, Asterales, Asteraceae. The record is from RefSeq and is a predicted model, not a curated record. The transcript is spliced from 5 exons. The coding region runs from base 1 to 1314 and encodes 437 amino acids.
AUGACCAUCAAGAAAACAGCAACAUCUUUCUUGUCAAAUUGUUUCAAGAUUCAACAUGAACCCGUUCGUCCAUUGACGAAUAAGCCCAAAAAGAAAUCUGCAGUUGCAUCUCAUAACUCGCCCAGGAUGCAGUCGUUUAUAGAUUAUGAGAGCUCCACUAUUUCGGAUGAUAUAUCGAACUCGCCUGCUGGUUCUAACCUCCAUGUUUUCACCCUGGCUGAACUUAAGCUCAUCACCCAAUCCUUUUCCUCCUCAAAUUUCUUGGGUGAAGGUGGCUUCGGACCAGUUCACAAGGGUUUCAUCGAUGAUAAACUUAGGCAUGGUUUGAGACCUCAGCCUGUGGCUGUUAAACUCCUUGAUUUAGAAGGCUUACAAGGUCACAGAGAAUGGCUGACUGAGGUGCUAUUUCUUGGAGAACUGAGACACCCACAUUUGGUGAAGUUGAUCGGAUACUGCUGCGAAGAUCAACACAGACUGCUUGUCUACGAGUAUAUGCCACGAGGAAGCUUAGAGAAUCAACUCUUUCGAAGGUUUUCGGUGUCACUUCCAUGGUCGAUAAGAAUGCAAAUUGCUCUAGGUGCAGCGAAAGGUCUUGCCUUUCUUCAUGAAGCCGAAAAGCCUGUUAUAUACCGUGAUUUCAAGGCUUCAAAUAUUUUACUAGACUCUGACUACACAGCUAAGUUAUCGGACUUUGGACUUGCCAAGGAUGGCCCCGAGGGAGAUGACACACAUGUUUCCACCCGAGUUAUGGGAACACAUGGCUAUGCCGCUCCCGAGUACCUCAUGACAGGUCACUUAACAGCAGCAAGUGAUGUUUAUAGCUUUGGAGUUGUAUUGUUGGAGCUUCUAACGGGAAGGAAGUCAAUGGAUAAGAGUCGUCCUAACCGUGAGCAGAACCUAGCCGACUGGGCCAGGUCUCAACUCAAAUGUCCGCGAAAACUCAACCGAAUAAUGGAUCCAAGACUGGAAGGGCAGUAUUCAGAAUUCGGGGCACAAAAGGCAGCAGAAUUAGCUUAUCAAUGUCUUAGCCGUAGGCCUAAAUCAAGGCCAAAGAUGAGUGAGGUUGUUAAAACCCUCGAGCCACUAAAGGACUACAUGGACGUCCCUGUUGGACCCUUUGUGUACACGGCUCCAAAAGAAGAGCAAACAGAAAGUAAAAGAGACUCUAAUAACCGCCAUCACGAACAUGGUCAAAGACACAGGACAAAAUCGCCCUUGUCGUCUCCGCACAUAGUCCAUUCAGACCCCAUUUUACGUCGGAAUCACGAGGUUGGAUCAAAUUCUCCGAUGCAACACAGAUUUAAAAGAGGAUAGAUGAUGCCAGCUCAACGUAUGACGAUCUAUCUAGACUUGUUUAAGUGGUUGAGAUCGUUUUAGCAUAAAUCAGUAAUCAUGAACAAAUAUUGUUCAUGAAUCGGUGUAGACAUGUCAAUGAACAAAUAGAUGAUAUGUAACUGUGCAAAUUAGAAAUCUGUCUUUUUUUCCUUAGGCACGAGCGAACUACGAAAAGUGAUCAGAACCCUUUGGAGGGAGAAGUUUGUUCUUUCUUUAUUUAAUUUCAUUUUUUUUUUUUUUUUGGUUUCCGAUAUAUUUCUAAGAAUUGUACAUGGGAUGUAAAAAUCCCGAUUUUGUUUUUCAAAAAC